Pocillopora meandrina is the source of this 5644-nucleotide messenger RNA. NCBI's taxonomy places the organism in Eukaryota, Metazoa, Cnidaria, Anthozoa, Scleractinia, Pocilloporidae. The record is from the annotation of a GenBank genome assembly.
GAAAUUCCUACAUCACUGAAAACCUUCUAAAAUCGUCUUUCUCAAGAGCCAUCCUGGAGAUGUAGUCAACUAUUUUACGGUAAAUACAUUCGCCGUUCGUUAUUUUACAGUUUCCUUACAGUAUUUUGAAUUUUUUCUGGAAGAAUCCGAAGAAAAUCUUUUUUAAGUGUCACGCUUGGAUCUCUUCGUACUCUGUAAACAGAGUCGGCGAAAAGGACAACGUUUAAAUUUUUUCACUUUCUAGAGGUGCUAGAGGAUUCUAAAUGAGGAUAAAAUAUUUCCAAUAGAAAUUGGUAUUUUUUAAAGAGAAAUAUGGAAAAAUAUCAGACUGCCGGACUUUUAGUUAUUCGAAGACCGUGUCCGGUAGUGUCCGAUGUAAAUUUUCUUAGUGUCACUCUAAUCUCUAAUUUCUUCGCACUUUGUGUACAAGGUCAGCGAAACGGAUAACGUUUGCAUUUUUUCACUUUCUAGAAGCGCUUGAGGAUUGUAAAUGAAGAUAGAACAUUUUCCAACGAAAAAUUGGUAUAUUUCGCAGAGAAAUGUGGAGUUAUUUGAGGACCGAGUCCAGCCGUGUCAUUGAAAGAAGUGUCAAGCGCUUGGAUGGCUUCGUACUCUGUAUACAGGGUUAGCGAGAAACAUCAAGUUCGAAAUUUUAGGCUGCCUGGAAGCGCUUGAGGAUUGUAGGUAGAGGUGGAACAUUUUCGUAUGAAUAAUUUUGGAUUUCGAAGAGAAAUAUGGAAAAAUAUUGGACUGCCGGACGAUUAAUUAUUUUGCGUUUAGUCACUCCAUUUCAGGAACGUCAGCGACACUGACAGUUUGCGUUACAAUUCUUAUUUGCUGCUUUGCAUGGGCAACAACCACGACCACUCUUUCGAGCGCAAGUUCCUCUCCACGGGCAGGAAACUUUUACUGACCCUUGGUCCUAUAUAACAAGGAUGGCAAACUUCAAUUUCAAAAAAUUGAUGACUGAAUGAAAACGUGGUGGAUCAACAUUUUCAUUUUAAAAAGCAUUCAGGCCGAGUUAAUAAAAUUGCUGAAUCAGCAGAAUGAAGAUUAUGAAAGCAACACAGAGGUUGGUAUUUAAUUUGAAUGUACAUAGUGUUUGCAUGAAUUUUUUAUUUACAUUCACCUCAAUAUUUACUUUUUACAGUAUGGUGCAUAACUAAGUUAUGCAUUGUUAUGCUUCCUUAGGCAAACAAACCAUUUUCUUUGUUAUGUGUAGACUUAGUAGAAAAGGCAGGCACAUGUAUAAAAGAUAGCUUGAAGUAAAGUUGUCGUAUUUGAAAAUAGUGUUGGGCGCUUUUUCUUUGUUCUGGUACCAGUACCUGGGUCCUGCCCCUUCUAAAAGGAAUCUUCUCAGAGCCACCACUGACAUGUUUGCUCUCUAAGAUUCAACCUUAUUUGUUUUCAUUAACAUUUAUAGGUUGGUGAAAUCAGUGAGUCUGGAUCAGUUGAGGAAUUAUCAACAGGACAUUUCAAUAUGCCAUGUGACAUGGUUAGAGAGGGUAUGUCAGUCUAUUUAGUAUCAAAAUUUUGGGAAUGUUUUUGCAUCAGCACUUACUUUGUAGCUGCAUUUUCUUCUGUAAAGUAUGUAUUGAUUACAUUUAAGAUUAUAGUUUUCUUACAUGGGUCACUUAUGAAAACUGCCAAAAGUUUGAUUUAUGUCUUCAGAUAUAAAGACAUUUAUUAACCCAUCCAUUCCUAAGAGCGACCAAUGGGUAACUUCUCCCUGCAGUGUCAGUAUAUUCUCAAGCAGCAAGAUGAUAAGAAUAAAUAAUUCUUUCAGUGUAAAUAUAAAAAAAAACGAUAACAGACAUGAAGGAUAAUUGACUUUGAAAUCUUGGGAGUGAAGGGGCUUUGUGAAGGUGCUUUAUUUUAAAUAAAUCACAGUGCAAUGUCCUUUGCAGGAAUUGAAAGUAGUUUAAGAGAAAAAUGGAGAUUGCUGAAGUCAAGGUUAGAGGAAGCAAACAAAGGCUCUUCAAAUGGUAAGAAUAGACAUUUGUAGACUCCCAAGAAUAAAGUGAAGAACUUUGUCUUAGUUUACUUUAAAUCUGCUUUAUGCACCAGAACCCUCUUCCCCUAAAGCAGAGGAAAUUUCAAGGUUGGAAAGGCAGUUGGAGAAUUACAGACAUGUUGUGGAACAACAGGAACAACUAAUAGAAGUAUGUGAAAAUGAUUGCUUAUAAUGUAUUGUUUAACCUGGGAGAUACAAUGGUCCAAUGGUUUGUGCACUGGACUCUGGGCCAAGAUGUCCUGGUUUGACCUUUAACUCCCAAGAUCUCAUUAGUGAUUCUCUUUGCCGUCUGUCAUACAAUUCUUAUGAUGUCAAUUUGGAGAAUUUGGUAUUGCUUGAUAGUGUAUCAAUAAUGUAAGGAGAAAUUCCCUCUUAGUCACUCACAGGAGGUAAAGGAUUAAGACCUGACAUUGUGUUAUUCUUGGGCAAAACACUCAUUACUUUCAUCUCUCUACCCAGGAGUACUGAUAGGUGCUGAUGAAUUGUCAGGGAAGCCUGAUGAAAUUUUUUUUUUUUUUGGGGGGGGAGGGGGUAACCUUGCAAUGGACAAGCAUUGUUUCUAGGGGGGAGUAGAAAUACUUCUAGUUGCUUCAUGCUAAGGAAACUGGGGUUAGCUCUGGCUGAAUGGGCCAUUUGGGUUGGGUACAGACUUAACCUUACUGACCCAAUAACCUGAGAACUUUUAAGAAAGUCAAUAGACCUUUUCUUUGUGAUCUAACUUACUGUUUACUCAUAGCUGACACAAUUUUUUUCUUUAGUCCUUGCAGUCAAAGGUUGAUUCUCCCUCAAAAGAUUCAACUCUUUUGGUAAGUAUUUUGAAUUAUUAUUCAGCCGUAAUGUGAUUCAGCUCUUUUUCAUUAAUAAAAGAAAAUUAUGGUUUUAUUGCUAUUUUAAAGACAGCUCUUGAAUGAUAUUUCAUAAAAGUUUUCUUCCUUCUUGUAACAGGUUGACUCACAGUUGUAUGAGGAACAAGAAAAAUUUGAAUCUGACAAGCAGUUCUUUGCUGAGCGAAGAGUAGCGUUAGAGAAUGAGAGGAAACAGCUGACAGAUGCUGCUGUAAAACUUGGGCAUGAGGUGAUAACCAAGUGGAAAUACAAUAAGCAAACAAAAUUCCUUUGAUUUACAUAGACAGGCAUAAAAAAAUCAAAUUUGUAGAGAUUUCUCUAUAAACGCUUAUAGUCAUUUCCAAAGGAUGGCAGCAACCCUUAUUUUAGAGAGAAAUAGUACUACUGUAUGUGCUAACUUUAUAAGAAGGUUGCUGCAUAUUCAGUGGCCAAACAAAAGGCUGGGAUAUUGGAACACCAACACGAAUAUUUUACAAGCCAAAGGUGAUGGAGAAUGGAGAAUAUUCUUAGAAUGCAUAUACUUGUACACAGUGCACUGAUUCCUUUAUAUUAUUUUUAGCGAUAAUUAUUAUUUUAAUUUUUCAGAGAAAGAAGUUUGAAGAGGAACGAGCUUCAUUUUACAAGCAACAGCUUUUGACCCCGUUAAGAAAUCAGUCACUUGGGGGAAGGAAAUCAAAAUGUAAGGCUUUAUAUGAACUUUGAGUGCUAAUUGUUUCACCAUGGCAUAGCAGUAUUUUUGGUUUUGUUAACCGUCUGGCUGUACAUCUAUCUUCCCAUCAUUCUGUGCACCUGUCAGUCUGUUCCUCUGUCUGACUCUGUCUGUCUCUGUCUGUCUGACUGUGUCUGUAUGUCUGUUUCAGUUUGUCUCUUAGUUUGACUAGGGAAAUGGCCUAAUAUAAACAGUCGGCUGUGCAUCUUGCAGCUGGUUCGAAGGGUAGUUGACGUAUUUCAGUGUAACCUGUUCGUCAAAGUUUUUCCUUUGCUCUAAUUCUUCAGUAGUCAGUUUCAUGUAGGUUUAAAUGAUAAUUUCUCUUUAGCACCAGAUGGCCCUCGGCUUCAAGUCAGCCCCGUGUCGUUUUCACCUGCACCAAGAGGUCUUAUCUCAUCCGAAACCAGAGGCACUCCUAAUAUCCCGCGGGACGGACCCGUGGAAAUCCCGAACACAGAAGAGCUAUAUAAAGCAUUGUCAUUAAGAACAGAAAAUUCUAAAGAUGUCAAUGAAAAUAACUGGUGAGUAUUUGAAAGGAGUGUCACUUUUUCUAAAUUCUUUCACACUCCGUUUAUUGAUGUUCCUUAUUCGUUUAAUGGCAGCACACCUCUCAAAGGUUAUUCCAUAGUAGAGGGAUCUGAGAGGACGUCACUGUCCACAAAACAGUCGUCCUGUGGUGACUCUUUGAAAGAAAAGCAGAUUGACUCGAAUACCCCGGGUGCAAAACAAGCUAGGAGAAUCAGCGAGCAUGCGCGGAAUGUCAAGAAAGCUCUGCAGUUGAAAAGAAGUUCAUCUGGUGAUUUGUAAAAACUGGUACCAGGCCAGCGCGGUUCUUUGUACCCCUCUUUAGCUGGAAAAGAAAUACGACAUUGGCUCAAGGUCAUCGUAGCUUACACUGUAGUCUUGUUGUAAGAAACCAUUUGAAAAAGUAUUUUGUGCCAUAGUAAUGAUCUGUUAAAGUCUGUAAUCGCCCGUCUCCUUAGAUGCUGAUUGAGUGAAGUUUCUUGCCUACAAAUCUCUACAAGAGGCCUAAGGGUGAUCAAUUUCACAAGUACUUGUAAAAGUAACUGCGUCCAAUUCUGAUGAGUGUGUCAGAAUUCUUUUUGAAGUGGCUCUUUGCAUUACUGCAUCAUUUAGUUGACAGAUUUCUUUGUCGCGUGCACCGGUACUCCUUACAUGAAGUUAGUCAUUUAAAACAUCGAAUACCUAUCAACCACCAUUUCCAAAUUAGUCUUAUAAAGCUAUAGAGAUGUUUGUUAGAAUCUUCAUAAAGCACUGACGAGCUAAGAAUUGUUGAUAUCGUCAUAUUUUGCAGUAGCUGAGUUAGCACACUCUCGACGAAUUGAAUUUUACCAAGAAAUGGAGUUAGACUAGAAGUGUGGGGUUAAAAUGCGGAUGUAAAUGUUUAAAUGUAUAAUCUAGUGUACUAUACUAGUUAAAAAUACUGCUGCCACGCGUAAGCACGAUUUUCUUAAAAAGUGGAUUGAAAUUGAAGUCUUCCAUCUCUCUAUUUACUUACUCCACAGUUUAGACAUAAUUGAUCUCAGCAGAAUGCUGAACGCAUUUCACAUAUGAAUCUAUUAACAGCCUAACAUGCCAUAGACUUCUUUGUCUCUCAGUCAGUCAGCAUCGAUCAAGAAAUUGAGAGGACUCAGAUUUUUUUUCCACUCUCAUUACAAGAUGAAUAACGAAUCUCCUCCUUCGAUGACCAUAACAAUUUGCAAUCCUCUCAAUCGAUUCUACUACAAUAUGGUCUGUACUGUACAUUUCUUUAUGAUAUUUCCUAAGGAGCUGACAAGAAUUUUUUUUUUAAGAGCUUCUUUAGUAGGUGAUCAUUUCCUUUAUUCUCUCGACCUUUAUGUUAAAUUUCAGGGGUGGGACGGUAAAGAAAAAUUAAAUGCUAGUUACUGACGGGUGAAAGGGUUAAUUAAUGCACUGUCCAACAAGCAGGUAACGAAUACCAAGAUAACUAUCUUAUUGGGUAGCCUGCAGUGCAAGCGUCUCAUCAGGGCGAGCUAUCGUUAUAAGCUCGCGAUCGUUUAUCCUAUCGGCCAUGUUUGAUUUGGUGUCAGAGUG